AUGUUUCAGGUCAUUGGUCUUGCAUCCCGGGCCUCUCGAACACAGGCAAUGUUCCGUUCUCUCCGCUUCAACUCCUCCAACACACAAAUGAACUGGGUGGACUUUUUCAAGUUGAGAACCGAAUCAAAGAGAAUCAACGUUGCGGCAUCGUCGCUCACGAGUUUGAUGGGUGCGUUUGCUACGUUAGCAUAUUUGGGAAACGUCGAGAUCGAUGUCGAACAGCCUAUUUUCGGAAUUGAUCCAUUCAUGGUUCUUGGAGCACUGGUGGUCGUGGGUGGUGUGGCUGGAUACUUGGUUGGCCCCUCGUUUGGCGUGAGAGUGUUCAACAUGAAAAACAGCAAGGUGUUGCCUGCGUUCAAGGCCAAGGACCAGAUCUUUUUGCAGAGAAUCAAGCGGAACCGCGUGGACCCCUCGUCGCAGUCGUUUUCCAACCCCGUUCCAGAUUACUAUGGCGAGAGAAUCAACUCGUUGAGUAAGUACAAGCAGUGGUUGCGGGACUGCAAUGCAUUCAGAAGAAAGACAGAGGAGUUCCUCUAG
Molecule: messenger RNA, 537 nt
Organism: Australozyma saopauloensis
Lineage: Eukaryota; Fungi; Ascomycota; Pichiomycetes; Serinales; Metschnikowiaceae
Gene: PAM17
Product: Pam17p
Exons: 1
Coding region: 1-537 (178 amino acids)
Biological process (GO): protein import into mitochondrial matrix
Cellular component (GO): PAM complex, Tim23 associated import motor
Source: RefSeq, a predicted model, not a curated record